Molecule: messenger RNA, 713 nt
Organism: Cajanus cajan (pigeon pea)
Lineage: Eukaryota; Viridiplantae; Streptophyta; Magnoliopsida; Fabales; Fabaceae
Molecular function (GO): calcium ion binding
Source: RefSeq, a predicted model, not a curated record
AUAUCUUAACCGAAAUACAAAAUAAAAAAGAGAGAAUAUUAUCUAAAAGAUUAAAAUUCAUAUUAACAGAAUAAUAUACACAGUUAGAGUCUCAAGACUCUUGCCUAUAUAACUCCUCACAUCGUAGCAUUUCCAAAACCAUAGACCCAUAUAUAAUAUAUUCAUCAUAAAUACAAUUAAGCACUAGUGAUCUUAUAGAAAGAAGAAAAAUAAGAUCAAAAUGCCUGUGUACAUACCUACUAGAAUGCCUCAUGAUCAAUUCGUCCCUACUAGAAUGCCCGAGUACAAGACAAAGGGUCUUCCACCAAAUAUAAUAAUUGCUGAAAAGCAAAUAAGGGAUAUAUUAACGAAAGCAGAUUGUGAUGGAGAUGGUUGUCUGAGCAAGGAUGAACUCGAGAAAGUUUUCAAGGAAUUUGGUUCCAAGUUACCAGGAUGGAGAGCCAACCGUUUUCUCAAGAAAGCUGACACCAACCACGAUGGGAUACUCACCAAGGAAGAACUUGACAUUAUUGUUGAUUAUGCUGUUGCUAGGUACAAGUUCAAAGAGUAGAUGAAUAUCAUAAUGAUUCGCCCAUGUGCCAUAGGGGUUUAACUACAUCUCCGAAAGCAUCUAAAUGAGGCGCCUAUAUGUGUAUAAAAAGAAAAUAUUGUACUUGAAUAAUUCAAAUAAAGGUGAAGAGUGUUACAUUCAAAAUUCAAAUAAACUAAAUCAA